AGGUUGGUAAAUGGGGCUUGGAGAAUAUUCAAUCUCCAAAGUCUUGGAAAGUCAUAUUGUUAUCAACUAAACAAAGUGAAACUUUCUCAGAUCAGGUUUCUUUCUUUCUUUGAUAUCUCAGAUCAACAAAAUCAGUGGCUUGUGGAAAAAAAGGUCAGAACUUUUUUUUUUUUGGCCCCCUCUAUAAAAAGUCUCUUUUUUGUACACCAAAAGAGAGCUUUUUACCAGAUUCACCAUUAUCUUCUUCUUCUUCUUCUAGUCUUUCUACCAUAUCUAAUGCCAUUUCUUCAGUUUGUUCUCAUGGGAAAAACACCAAGGAAUCAGUUAUUUUCCAAGCUCUCAUUACUAUUUCUAGGACUAUUUUUUUCCUCUCUAUUAUGUUUUUCUUGCUUUCUACUAGGCUUUGGAGUACUCUUCUCUCUCCUCGUUUCUUUUCCAAUUUUGAUCCUAUCAACCAUUUUCCUCUUCACAUCCAUAAAGAAGAAGCCUUUUUCAGAUGAAAAUCCAUCUGGGAAAUUACAUUGUAGCCAAAAUAUCCCUCUAGAUAAUGAACUAAAGAAGCAAAUUUUGGAAGAAAAUGAGAUUGCCCAAGAAAGCAAAAAUGUCAAAAACCAUGAUUAUACAAACGAAUUAGAAGAAACUCCAUCAGAAAGUGAUGAUAUUGUCUCAGAAUCAAGUGAGAGUUUUGAGCUCAAAUGGCAAAAUCUAACAAUUUCCGAGUCAUCAUUUUCUGAAGAAGAAGAUGGAAAUUUGAUUGAGAUAAGCUUGCCAGGAAGUGAGUCAAGUGGUUUAGAAGAUGAGCCAAAUUUGCCAAAUUUCUUGCCAGAAUCCAUUUUCAGCCAAAAGGGCCUCAUGGAGCUUCUAGCAGAUAUCAAUGAGAUGAAUGAGGAAGACAAUCUGAUUGAAAUUGACAUCUCAGUGGGGUCCAUUAAGUGUCCAGGGUUUGAGAUUGAGGCAUGAGUUAGUGAAAAUCGUCAAGGAUCAAGAGGUCAAUAAUUUUUUUAAUUUUUUUU
This is a messenger RNA of Morus notabilis, 1013 nucleotides long. RefSeq lists its product as uncharacterized. The record is from RefSeq and is a predicted model, not a curated record. The transcript is spliced from 2 exons. NCBI's taxonomy places the organism in Eukaryota, Viridiplantae, Streptophyta, Magnoliopsida, Rosales, Moraceae. Bases 277 to 960 code for a protein of 227 amino acids.